GCCAUCGACAGGCAUCCCACUGGAUGCUGCUAAUUUGAUGUCAACACUUCUGGAAGGCAUUUUAUACGGCUUUUCAGUCCUCAUGUUUAUAGGUACCAUGUGGAUAUUCACCUACAAACGUCGCACGCGGAACACCAAUAGGCCUACCAUUGCGGUUGCCGCCCUGCUGUUCAUACUGAGUACUUCGCACAUAGCUGUGGGCAUUAUUCGCGUUGAAAACGGACUGGUGAAGUAUCGCGACACGUUUCCAGGCGGUCCAGUUGCGUUCUUCGCAGACCUUACUCAAGAAACGUUUGUGGUGAAGAAUGCGAUACUUGUCUUGCAAACUCUGCUCGGCGACGGAGUGGUGAUAUAUCGAUGUUACGUUGUUUGGCAAUCUAUUCGGGUUAUCAUCCUACCAUGCAUAAUGUGGUGCGGUGUCGCAGCGUUUGGUGUCUGUAUGGUCUACAGCAUGUCCCAACCGCAAACUGACAAUUCCACAAAUUUUUUUCUCAACGCGGCCGCACAAUGGAUCAUGGCAUUCCUUGCCUUCACAAUCGCAACUAAUUUGUUGAGUUCCGGGUUACUGGCAUAUCGCAUCUGGAUGAUCGAACGCAAGGUCUCUACAAUUCACGCUACGAAAAAUAAAACACCCGUAUUACGCGUGCUUGUGGAUGCCGCUGUUUUGUACUCUGCGGCGGUGUGCUCUUCACUCAUCUCUUUCAUUUGCUCGAGCAGUGGAAUGUAUGUUAUGGCAGACCUGGUCAUCCCGAUCAUCCCGAUUGCCUUCUAUAUGGUAUUUAUUCGCAUCGCGACCAGUCAAAACAAUCAAGCUUACGCCUCGACUGUCCGUGGUGGGACGACUGAGACAGAACGAAGAAGCUCGCAUUAUCAUAUGCAGCCUUUGCACACUAUCAACUUAUACACGCAGAACAGUGGUAUUUCCUUAGCUGACAGCCCAAAGGUGUGAGAAUGGCUUCGCCUCUACGAUGGACACAGUGCCCUCGCCGCAUGAAACACUUCAACGAUUCCAACUCCGUACGCCCUGUUUCUAACUAUCUUUCCUUUUCCUAUACUCUUUACCGUUUUACAUUUUCACACGUUUAUUUAACGUUCAUAUCUCUUUCGCUGUUCACUGCCUUGAUUGCUUUGAUUGUGGUUUCCACUUCUUUCACACUUAUCUGCCGUCCAUUACUGUAGUAACCCAGCUUAGUAUACUUCUGUCGAGCUAUCCUUCCACUUCGAGGAAGCCGUCACGCAAACGUUCGGGUCAGACACCGAAAUGAUUGCCAAGUCCGCCUUAAUUCCGCAACCAACAAGCAUCAAAUCCCGUUGCCCACUACGAU
This is a messenger RNA of Suillus subalutaceus, 1325 nucleotides long. RefSeq lists its product as uncharacterized. NCBI's taxonomy places the organism in Eukaryota, Fungi, Basidiomycota, Agaricomycetes, Boletales, Suillaceae. The record is from RefSeq and is a predicted model, not a curated record. The coding region runs from base 38 to 949 and encodes 303 amino acids. The transcript has 7 exons.